UCAGGAGGGCCGAAGCGAAGGUUUUUAAUUUCACGUCUUGGGCGCUUGGCCUACCUGAAGCCAAAAGGAAAGGAAGACUUGAGAAGACCACUUUCUACUUUCUUCUUGUCCAAUCGAGAUCUUCAGCCUGCAAAAAAAUGGCUAGCAGUGGGAAAAUGAUAAACAUAUCAAAUGUUUCAAAACUGGUCCAUGACAAAGUGACCUAUAAUGGACCAUUCAAAGCCAUGCAGUACAACUGUGAGGGUGCCUUGAAUGCGCUGGCAGUCAACAAGGAUUUCUCUCAAGUCGUUGUCGCGGGCAGAGCUGUUUUUAAGAUUCUCAACAUCAAAGAGGAUUGCUUCACAGAGAACACCAAUCUGCGAGUUAGCAAGCAAAAAAGUGUAAAUCUCAAUUACUCUGCUGCGGAUGUUGCCUGGCACCCUUCUGAUGAAAACAUUCUUGCCUCAGCUGCAACAAAUGGCUCUGUUGUUAUCUGGAACCUCAGUAAAAGUGCAAAGUCAAAGCAAUCCGCCAUUUACUCUGAGCAUAAGCGGUCCGUGAACAGAGUGAUGUUCCAUGCCACGGAGCACAACCAGCUCCUCAGUGCCUCUCGCGACGGUAUCGUCAUGUUACACGAUGUCCGUAAAGCGUCGGCAUGCAUGAAAUUUGGUGUACUGGGAACAGACAGUGUUCGGGAUGCCCAGUUCUGUCCCCCCAACAUGGGCUACUUUACCUUUGCUGCUGCCUAUGACAAUGGCGGAGUGCAGACAUGGGACAUGCGGCGACCAGAUCGGUGUGAGAGACAAUUUAUGGCACAUAAUGGCCCAGUGUUUUCAUUAGACUGGCACCCAUUUGAUAAGACUUGGUGGCUUGCAACAGGUGGCAGGGACAAAAUGGUCAAGGUGUGGGAGAUGCAAAGAGGCUCUGACCGUGCCAGUAUGCCCCCAUGCCUGCACACCAUCACUAACAUAGCUCCUGUAGCCAGAGUCAAGUGGCGGCCACACAGGAAACAUCACAUCUCCAGCUGUUCCCAGCUGAUGGACCACAGUGUGAAUGUGUGGGAUGUGGGACGCCCAUACAUCCCAUUUGCUGCAUUUGAUGGUCAUUUAGAUGUGGCGACAAGCAUAACAUGGCGAGAUGACUGCCACGCAUUUCUUAGCUGUGGCCAGGAUGGCUACAUUAUCCAACACAUAUUCAGUGAGGCUAAGCGUCCGGCUGAUGAUGUCAAUCUGGCUGGCGUGGACCUCAGCAUCAAUGGAGAUAUAGGUUAUGCCUUCUCAGACAAAAGAGAUCAUACCACUGGUAGUUUAGGAAGAAACAAACGCGUUCCACGGAGUAGACAAUUUACCCUGGCUUCCAGUUCUUUAUGUUUCUUUCAGAAUUGUCAGCAAAUGGAGGAAGAGGGAGAGAUGAUGAUCUUGGGACUGUAUGAGAUUGCCCUGGAAUAUAAAUUGGAAGGAGGCUCCAUUGUGGAUAUUUGCUGGCACAAUGGCGAUGUUGCUGAGCGCUAUAAAAAACCUCAGGUGGCUCAGUCAUGGAGGAUGCUGGCAGUUAUGUACUCACCUUGCCUUGUGCAACAGUGCACUAGUCACACUAGCCGUACCUCUUCUUCCUUGGGAAAAUUGAAUCCAGCGCCUCCAAAAGAACACCAAGACAAAGCAACAAAGCCUGCCUUGAAGCGCUCUAGAGAAAAAGAAAAGAAGAAAAGUUCCCAAGUUUUGAGCCAGAGUGAGGCUACUUCAGGCAGCAAUGAUGAUAGUUCUGAUGUAGAAGCCGAGAGCUCAGAGGUUGACAAGAGUGCUCCGGAGCUACACGUUGGCACCAACUUUUUGUUUGGGGAUGGAGAACUCUCCGAUGCCUACGGCACAGCAGGAGAGAUGAAUGCAGACAACUAUGACUGGAAGCUGCAGACUCAGAUGCUGCCGUACGAGGCUUUCCAGCCCCGGCAUGAGCUGAACCCUAUGACAGACACACACCCUAUCAUGAUGGAAGAGUCAGAGAUGAUCAUGCCGGCUAUGGACUCUCUGAACAUCACACCCGAGGCAUUAAGCGAGCCCAUGCUGACUAUCAAGAGUUCACACGACAUGGAGGCUAUUGACUUCUCCUCUACUGUGGCCGACGUCAUAAAAUCCUUUGCAGAACAGGGUGAUGUACAGACAGCUGUGUCCAUGCUGAUUGUCCUCGGAGAUCACCUGACCCUCCACAUCGAUGAAGCUUAUCAAGAAAGCUGGUUCUUUGCUUACAUUGAUUUGUUGGGUCGUUAUGAGCUGUGGACCGUGUCCAAUACAGUGAUCAAACAUUCCAAGCUACUGGGCGUUUGCACACUGAACCAGAAGUCCACUGUGAUCCACACACUGUGUGCCAAGUGCUCGCGCUCGUGUGAAAGGGCACCCUGGCUUUGCGACAAGUGCAAACGCAUUACGGGUCUGUGUAGUGUUUGUCACCACCCAGUGAAGGGUCUGAUGGUCUGGUGCCAGGGCUGCUGUCACGGUGGCCACAUAGAGCACAUGCGGGAGUGGAUGGCCAUCAGCUCCCACUGCCCGGCUGGCUGCGGACACCAGUGCGAGUACGUCUGACCACAGGUUCUGAGCCCAAUGUUGGGUCAGAGCAAAGCCUCACUGUGAUAUUCUGGCUAUGCAGUUGUUACCAUCGUCUUCAUGAAGAUGCAUAACGGGUUUUCUGCUUUCAUGAUGAUGUGUAACCGGUUUUCUGACUUCAUGAAGAUGUAUAACGGGUUUUCUGACUGCCCUACCUGCAAUACGGUGUAGCCUGGAGAAGUUAUCUUUGAAUAUUGUGCUGUAUGUGGUCCUUGUUUUUAUUAUCACCCUAAAUGGCGAAAUGUAACAUUUGUCCUUUAGUCUUGCUGUAAACUGCAAGUAGUCCCUAAUUGGGUGGGAAUGCAGAGCCUAUAUUGUUGGUAUAGCUUUAGUUCUUGCCACAAAGCGUCGAUGUUCCGAAGGUUUUGUACCUGCUUUGAAAUUUGGUAAGAUCCUUAUCAAGUAAUAUUCUUUCACCUCUACUUGCAGUAUACCCAUUUUGCUUACCCUUAAGACAGAAGUAGAAAAAUUUUAAGUAUAAUUUUUUAUGCAUUUUCUAUGGCAAAUGUUUGCCUUUGACAGCUCCAAAUUAAAGGGAAGGCAUUUUCUUUUCUAAGAGUGAGAUCGAAAUUGGAAAGCGUGUUGAAAAGUCAAGAUACACUAUCCCUAAGACAAAUUGCCCUAUGCAUCUUCCUUUUCUUUAUUACGAGAAUGUAGUUUAUCUCAUUUGCUGAAUUUCACCCAAUUUACAAGCUAAGUUUAUCCCUUCAUGUAAAUAUGACGAGUCCCGACGAUUUGGUUCACUAGGUACAUGUUUCGUUAUUUGAGUUUUUGGUACAGAUGCAAAGAAGACAUAAUUCCCCUUCAUAUGACAUCAAUAUCAAAUGAAUACAAUAAUAUUUAACGAAAUGAUGCACAAUUCAAUUUUGGAAUGCUUUUCUGCUUUCUGAGGCAAAAUACUGAUAUAUUCCCAAUCAAAGAUUUGACAAAUACUACCAUCACAGAACAAAGUCGUUCUCCAAAAUAGCUUUAGAAACACAUUUAACUGCAAAUUUUAAAGAUUGUUUUUUUUUCCCCCGACAGAUAAGUCAUUCAAAAGUCUAAUAAAGGAAAAAAAAUUGUUGCUUAUUUUUAGACCCAA
Aplysia californica (California sea hare) is the source of this 3657-nucleotide messenger RNA. Its product is annotated as GATOR complex protein WDR24. Bases 138 to 2555 code for a protein of 805 amino acids. The transcript has 19 exons. Lineage: Eukaryota; Metazoa; Mollusca; Gastropoda; Aplysiida; Aplysiidae. The record is from RefSeq and is a predicted model, not a curated record. Gene Ontology annotation, biological process: positive regulation of TOR signaling. Gene Ontology annotation, molecular function: protein binding.